Molecule: messenger RNA, 3567 nt
Organism: Hemicordylus capensis (graceful crag lizard)
Lineage: Eukaryota; Metazoa; Chordata; Lepidosauria; Squamata; Cordylidae
Exons: 2
Coding region: 2076-3134 (352 amino acids)
Source: RefSeq, a predicted model, not a curated record
CUACACACACCCUGGCCCAAUUGUCACCUGAAGUGUGGGUGUAUGUGUGCACGCACAGGCCUUUUCAUUUCGCCCUGCUGCAAACAGGAGAUACUCGAUGUAGAAAUCCAGGCAGUGUACAGCAUUGUUAAAAGAGACACGAGUAGAACCUCUUUGAAACAUCUUGUAAAAGAUGCUUUCUCCCCACUUCUGCCAGAGAAAAAAGCUGGGAUGCUGUUACUUAAAUGGUUUGGAACAUAGGAAGCUGCCAUAUACUGAGUCAGACAAUUGGACUAUCUAACUCAGUAUUGUCUACACAGGCUGGCAGUGGCUUCUCCAAGGUUGCAGGCAGGAAUCUCUCUCAGCCCCAUCUUGGAGAUGCUUCUAGGGAGGGAACUUGGAACCUUCUGCUCUUCCCAGAGCGGCUCCAUCCCCUAAGGGGAAAAUCUUACAGUGCUCACAUGUGGUCUCCCAUUCAAAUGCAAUCAGGGCAGAUCCUGCUUAGUGAAGGGGACAUGCUUGCUCCCACAAGACCAGCUCUCCUCUCCUUGAUGAAGGAUCUCUCCAAAAGAUUGCAGACGAUCUCAGCUGAUAAUUAAAACUCAUGUAUAGACUAUUGCAGAAGAAUGCAUGGUUCUGUAGGAAAAUACUUGUAUAAAAAUAAGAAAUAUAGCCUAAGGUUGAACAUUAAGGAGUUACUGACUUUGUCUUUGAGAUAUUUCUCCUAUAACACAGAGGCUUCAUAUGGCACUUGCUUUUUUGCUCCCAUCAGGAUUUUCCCUCUUAUAAGAACUAUGAUUUUAUUAGAUACCAGUGUUAGUUACUUUCUUUUUCCUUUCAUUUCUGCCUUGCGGAAUUGAAAUUGCUUUUUCUUUCCUGCUGCUUUAAAGUAUUACAAAAGAACUUUGUCAAAUACAAGAGACAAAGUUUCCCAUUUUAGAAUUAACAAGGUAAAAAGUAAAACUUGCAUUCUCUAUGAAACAUCCUGUAAUAUAAACUUGUCUGACUUGUCCUUCCAGGUGUAGCCAAUUGGGCUAAUAGGAUCUUUCUUGUGUAAUGCAGAUAUAUAUUUUUUUAAAAAAUAAAAAUAAAAAUUGAGGCUUUUGAGAGUUCCUUCCUCAAUGGGAAAUGGUUGUCUUUUUAAAAGCUGGGCACAGAUUUCUGCUGGAACCUAUUUGGUUCUAGCAAACUUUUUCUUUUUUUCUUUUCAUAGUACUGUGCAUUAGCAAUAGGUGUUUGUGUGUCUGUGUGUUUAACUGGUUGCCUGCAAAAGCAAGCCCUGCCUGGGUCACAUGAAAUUAGAAUCCCCCUCCCCUUGCCUCGUGCAGGUGGGAGGGUGUUUGUCCCAGCCCUGGUCACGAGGCCCAAGGAGCAGCCUUCAUUGGCUGGCUGGCCCAUGGUGGGCGGGGCUUCGUGAGAGGCUGAGCGUUUCUUCGCUUCAGCCUCUCAGUCGCUUUCUGGCUUCCGUGGUGGAAGGAGCUCGAUUGCAGAGCUCCUUCCUUGGAGGCUAGGUGGGGGGAGCGCCCGACAAGCAGGCGAGGCGCACUUUCAGCAGUGUUCCGUCGUGGGGGCUACAGUGACGGCGGCGGCAGCGGUCCCGCUAGUUGUCGGGGACCUCCUUGGGCGUCUUUCGGCCCGGUCGCGGCUGCAGCAUUUCGGGGCCUAGCGGGCCCGCGGCGGCGCAUCUCGGGCGCUUCUCCAGCAGGGCUUUUGUCCUUUGUUGGGAGUUGGGCAUUGGCGGGGUUCCUUGGGCGGUUGGGGGCUGGCGUUUCUCCCCCAAGUCGCUCUAUUUUCCUUUUAAGAGUCUCGUUCCAUCGUGAUUUUGUUUGCUUUGCCUUUGGGGCUUAACGGGCCUGCUUAGGAGUGGGCGUGGGGGGGGCCUUCCAACCCUGCUCUGAGUGGGCUUGUAGGCCCGGGUGGUGACUAGGCGUGGUGCUAAUUCGUUGGGGGGGGGGUCUUUCUACUCUCAGUUAUUUAUAUAUAUAUAUAUAUGAUUUUUUUUUUUUUAAAGGAAAGGUUGGUGAUUUUGUGCUGGUUUUCUGUGGGUGGUUUGUUGGUGGUGUCUAUCCCUUGCGGGUGCACAUUUAUUCAAGAAGAUGCCAGGGAAGGCCAAGGGUAAAAAAGGGGGAUACCCUGUCAGACAGCCCAAGAGGCCUGCUCCCCCGCAAUCAUCUUCGGAUGAAGAGGAUGAAGAGAUGACUCUCAUCCGGGGGUUAAUUGCUAGAAUGGAGGCUUUGGAAAAAGCUAAGGCAGCCCCUUCUGAUAAGGGUGCUGGUCCUUCGGGUGGGGGUGGCGUGCCUCCUCCCAAGGUUCCUCGUCGGACUAGGGGUUCUGUGAAAAGCCAGCUGCUAACUUCUCUUUCUAGUAGGUUGGCCGCGCUUGAAGAUGGGCUAAGCCCUGCCGGACCGGGCCCUGCUACACCGGCGUUACCGCCUCCUGCACCUGAGGUCCCAGUGCCUGAGCCGCCUUCACCGUUGCUACCUCCACCUGCGGCACCGGUCGGCCAGCCACCAGCGGAUCCGGCUAGUCCUUUGGCCCCAGGUGCUGGUGGGGCAGCGGUCCCAGUCCGAGUCCUGAUGUGUGGCCAUUCCUUGGUCUUUUGGGCUUUCAAGCGGGCCAGCACCUCCCGCUGGGGAUCCCAGCUGGGUUUUGGAAGCAAUGCUUCAGUUUACUGGUUGGGCAUGAGGGGCAUGCUCUGGAAUCAGUUGCUUCCAGCGUUAAGGGAUUAUUUAGAUAGGUUUCCCUCUCCCGACAUUCUUGUUCUUCAUCUUGGGGAGAAUGAUUUGGGCCGGCGGCCUGGUCUCGCUAUCUUUCAGCAAGCCUUAUCGGAUUUGGCUGUUUUGCGCAGGUGGAUGCCUGGCGUAUACGUUAUUUGGAUUAAUUGGCUCCAACGCAGAGUUUGGCGUGGUGCUCGCUCUGGUCUCAGUUUAGAGGAAGCACGUAGAAAAAUUUCAGCUGCAAUAGGCAGACUGGUGAUAGCAGCUGGGGGGUCUGUGGUUUGGCAGCUGGCUUUGGCUGCUCGCUUCCCCGAGCUCUUCUGCCCUAACGGGGUGCAUCUUUCCGAAAAAGGUUGUGAUUUAUAUUUACACAAUAUCCGUGAGGCCCUUGCUGAAAGUUUAGGCAAGUGUGGGGCAGGAAGGUCAAGCGAUGGCUAACCUUCCUGGGUGGCAGGAACAGUGCGGGCUGUGGGGUAAGGAGGUAUAGAUUUAGGUGAGCACCCUUGGGCAUUUUUAAGGUGGAUUGGUCAAUCGCUUCCUUGUGGCCUGUGCGGCACGGGAAGACUUUGAUUGCCAAGAAACCUGCUUCAGGGCUUCACCAACCUUUGGGCUGUGCGGUCCGGGGAGGUAAAGAUCCGAAGCUGUUCAGAUCCCCUCUUUAAAAGGGGGGGGUUGGCUUUGAAGGAAUUGGGCAGGAGCUGCCUGCCUCUUUCCUGAGCCAGGGUGUGUCGCCCUUGCUGGCAAUGGGUAGGACGUUUUGAAUCCUAGCGCAUGCCUAGGUGCCCGCACUGUUUAAGUUGGUGAUUAAUCACCUUGUUUCAGGCCGCCAUGCCUGUUGUUGUUAAAUAUUAAUAAAGUGUGGCCUGUUUCU